This is a messenger RNA of Triticum aestivum (bread wheat), 2290 nucleotides long. Its product is annotated as late embryogenesis abundant protein B19.4. NCBI's taxonomy places the organism in Eukaryota, Viridiplantae, Streptophyta, Magnoliopsida, Poales, Poaceae. Gene Ontology annotation, cellular component: cytosol. Gene Ontology annotation, biological process: response to abscisic acid. The transcript has 4 exons. The coding region runs from base 93 to 554 and encodes 153 amino acids. The record is from RefSeq and is a predicted model, not a curated record.
AGGCAAUCACAAAGCAACAACAGCGGUCACAUACCAAAACCUACGUCCGCUUACGGUUUCCGUUUAGCUAGCUCCCAGGCAGCGAUCGAGCGAUGGCUUCCGGUCAGCAGGAGAGGUCGGAGCUGGACCGCAUGGCCCGCGAGGGGGAGACCGUCGUCCCCGGCGGCACCGGUGGGAAAACCCUCGAGGCGCAGGAGCACCUCGCCGACGGGCGCAGCCGCGGUGGGCAGACUCGGAAGGAGCAGCUGGGGGAGGAGGGAUACCGCGAGAUGGGUCACAAGGGCGGGGAGACUCGCAAGGAGCAGCUGGGGGAGGAGGGGUACCGCGAGAUGGGUCACAAGGGCGGGGAGACUCGCAAGGAGCAGCUCGGGGAGGAGGGGUACCGCGAGAUGGGGCACAAGGGCGGGGAGACUCGCAAGGACCAGCUCGGGGAGGAGGGGUACCGCGAGAUGGGGCGCAAGGGCGGGCUGAGCACCAUGCAGGAGUCCGGUGGCGAGCGCGCCGCCAGGGAGGGCAUCGAGAUCGAUGAGUCCAAGUUCAAGACCAAGUCCUAAAUAAUGUAGGUCAGUGUCUAGCUGAGUAGCUAGCUACUAGUGAGCAAGCUGUCUCCUCAUGUUUGUAGUAAUGAAUAAUGUAGGUCAAGGUCAGGUCUUGACAUGACGAGAGAGCACGCAUGUAGGCGAUCACAUGUACUGUGAUCAUGUGUGCUUUAGGUGUCUUAGCUUGUAGCGGUGACCAUGUGUUCUUCAGGUGUCCUAGUACUUCCUCUGUUCCGAAAUGUAAGUCGUUUAAGGGUUUGACGUGUAAAUUUCGUAACGCUACGAGAAUUUUUCACUUUCCAGAAAUGCCCUCCCACCACCGCUCGCUCUCACCCACUCAAGCUCACUCUCUCGUUCCCCUCUCACCCACCCGGCCACCCCUCUCUCGCUCCCCUCCAGAUCCCCGUCGUCGCCGGCCUCUCCUCGCCAUCGUCACCGCUAAGCCACCCCGCUUCCUCUCUUUCUCCGCACCAUCGAGCCACCCCGUUUCCUCCCACCGCCAGAAAUCCACCACCCGUAGGUCAAAAGCUUGAUUUUUUAGGCGCCGGCGAUGAGCUUCUGGCCGGCGGAGGCGCUGGAUCCGCGUGCUUCGACGCCGGCGACGAAGCGACAUGGAUCCGGGCGGGAUGCUGCUGGAGGACUUCGGGCUGUGGGUGGACCUGGUGCGGCGCAUCCGCGAGGUGCUGGCCAACUACCCGGAGGGCACCACCGCGCUGCGGGACGCCGGGAGCUCAUCCAGAACGCCGACGAUGCCGGGGCCUCGUGCGUCCGCCUCUGCCUCGACCGCCGCGCCCAUGGGUCCCGCUCGCUGCUCGCCCCCGCGCUUGCGCAGUGUACGCCAGCAACGACGCCGCCUUCACCGACGAAGAGUUCGCCAGCAUCCCCCGCAUCGGCGGCCGCAAGAAGUCCUCCCAGGCCUGGAAGACCGGCAGCAAGAUGGGCGCUAGCUACACUCUCUAUCGCUGCUGAGCUCUGCUUCGAGCUGCUGCUCUUUCAAUUUGAGCUGCGCUAGCUAAGCUCUUUCAAUCUGAACCAAUUGUUUUAAAGAAGGGCUAAUGAAAAAAGAUGUGUGAGGGUAUCAGUCAUUCUCAUGCCGGCAUGCUGCACUUUUCAGCUAGCAGAUGCAGAGCGAGUACUGGGCGAGGAGAUGAACCUAGGCGAGCAAAAUUGAGAACUCCGGCUGGAGCAGCUCCUGUCCAGCGGCGAGGACUUCAGCGGCAGCAGCACCUGUGCGUGGGGAGGAACAACACCUGGGCGCGUGCAGGCGGCAGCUCGCCUCCAACAGUGGGCGGCAGCAGAGCACCAGCUCGCCACCACCAGGGGCCGGCAGCAGAGCACCAGCUCGCCUCCACCAGCGGGCGGCAGCAGAGCACCACCUGGGCACGCGCGGGCCAGGAGGGGCCCCUGGGCGUGGGAGAGGAGGAGCGCCUGGGCAGGGGUGGAGGUGGAGGGCGGGGGAGGAGGCGGAGGUGGAAGGCAGGGAUGGAGGCGGAGGUGGAAGACGCCGAGGAAGAAGACGGGCUGAUUCAAAGUUUGAACUGGGGGCAUAAAGGUCCAUUUGCCCAUUUUCACCUGGUCGGAACAUAUUCCCCAGCGACUUACAUUUCGGAACGGAGGGAGUAGCUUGUAGUACGUCUCGUUGUGGCUUGUGAGUCAGCUUGCUAAUGUAUGUGAGUCGUCGUUAAAUCAGGUUGUGGCUUGUGAGUCAGCUUGCUAAUGUAUGUGAGUCGUUAAAUCAGGUCGUUGUUGAA